Molecule: messenger RNA, 1636 nt
Organism: Branchiostoma belcheri (Belcher's lancelet)
Lineage: Eukaryota; Metazoa; Chordata; Leptocardii; Amphioxiformes; Branchiostomatidae
Product: isocitrate dehydrogenase [NAD] subunit gamma, mitochondrial-like
Exons: 14
Coding region: 28-1227 (399 amino acids)
Biological process (GO): isocitrate metabolic process; tricarboxylic acid cycle
Cellular component (GO): mitochondrion
Molecular function (GO): magnesium ion binding; oxidoreductase activity, acting on the CH-OH group of donors, NAD or NADP as acceptor; NAD binding
Source: RefSeq, a predicted model, not a curated record
GACCUUUCAGGACAGCCGUGACCCAAAAUGGCGUCCGUGUUGCAGAAAUGUUCCGUCCUCUGCCGUUCUCUGCCUGCUAGCGCAGCGGUCAAGGCCUUCAGCCGGUCUGCAGCACCAUGUGGGCUCCAGACUAGAGACUUGCACAGCGGAGCAGCUGCCUAUUCUCAACAGCUUGCUACAGUUGGUGCAUCGUCCCAGUAUGGGGGUCGCUACACCGUCACCAUGAUCCCAGGAGACGGCAUUGGGCCUGAGCUGAUGGGACAUGUCAAGGACAUCUUCAGGUAUGCAGGAGUGCCUGUGGACUUUGAGGAGGUCCAGAUCACGUCUCAGGAGGGAGAUGAGGAGGCCAUAGAGAACGCCAUUACUGCCAUCAAACGGAACGGUGUGGCUCUGAAGGGUAACAUUGAAACGCCACAUGACAUGCCCCUCAGCGCGUUCAAAUCCAGGAAUGUGGAAGUCAGAGUGAGGUUGGACCUGUUUGCCAACGUGCUGAGGUGUAAAACCUUCCCUGGACUUCCUUCAAGACAUGGUGACAUUGACAUUGUGAUUAUCAGGGAGAAUACUGAGGGAGAAUACACCAGUCUGGAGCAUGAGAACGUGCCAGGCGUUGUGGAGAGUUUGAAGAUCGUCACAGCCAAGAACUCAGAGAGGAUCGCCAGAUACGCGUUUGAGUACGCCCAGAGACACGGCAGGAAGAAGGUGACAGCAGUUCACAAGGCUAACAUCAUGAAAAUGGGGGAUGGUUUGUUCCUGGAGUGCUGCAGGAAGAUGUCAGAAGAGUACCCCAACAUCGAGUAUGAGUCCAUGAUCAUUGACAACUGCAGCAUGCAGAUGGUGUCUCGCCCUCAGCAGUUUGAUGUGAUGGUGAUGCCCAACUUGUACGGGAACAUCAUCAGUAACAUCGGCGCAGGGCUGGUGGGCGGGCCGGGGCUCGUGCCGGGAGAGAACAUCGGGGAGGACUACGCCGUGUUCGAAACAGCCACCAGGAACACAGGGAAGUCCAUUGCAGGGCAGAAUGUUGCCAACCCGACCGCCAUGUUGUUGGCAAGUUCACUCAUGCUGGAACACCUCGGAUUGAACAUGUAUGCCAGCCUGAUAGAGAAUGCUGUGUACAAGGCUCUUGCAGACAAUAAGAUCCGUACCCCAGACCUGGGCGGUCAGCACUCUACCAUGGACAUGGUGCAGACUGUGGUGAAGGAGGUGGAGGCUCAGGCAGCCAACAUCUGAACAUCACAGGCAUUAUUCUUUCAAGGACCUGACGUUUAUAUACACAUCAAGUGCAGUAACUUAUUCCACCUUUACUCUACUAAAAGAAGUUCUUAAUAUUCACAAUGUAAGACAGGAUGCUGUGUUCAUCAGUGUAGAAAUGUUUUCCAAGAAGUUGUGACAGUGAAAAUGUAGUGCCUUUUGAAAUGGGACUGUUGAGUACAGCAGACUUACUGUUAUACCAUUGUUUAGUAAAUUUUACAUAUAUAUGUGCAAUUGUACAUUGUAUAUUUGUGUAAGAAGAUUUAACAAGUCUCAUCAUCAAUGUUUUUGCAAGAAGUAGAGCCACACAGUGUUAAAUACUGUUGACUGAGACUUUCGUAUAAGGUUGUGGAGCCGGUUUUCAUAAAGCACAUGUAUUAUUAAAGUU